AUGGAGGCCCGUUCCUCUUCUCAGGCAACGGGUUGCUGCUAUCCACCAAAGGUUCUCGCUUUCAAGCACAGGAAGUUUGUAAGUGAGAUAACUUAUGAAGACGCUUCCUUUGGAUUCGUCUUCUCUAUCGAUCUCGAGAUAGUUUAUGUCUCUGUUUCACUUGUUUAUGAGAAGGAGCGUUUACUUAAACCCGGUGGAACCGGAGCUAUGCUUGAGGGGUCUGACUCAGUGUCUCCUGUUUCUUCACUUUUGAAGAACUCUAGUGUUGUUCAUGUUGCUUCCUUUGGUGAACAUGUUUUGGUCAUCUUCAGGAGAAACGUUGAAGAUAGUUUCCGUUUGGAUUGCUCAUCAUCCGUACUCAACAACCGUCCAUACAUUGGAUUAUUAGAGCCUCUUCUCGAGGAGAAGCGUUCGGAUAUUCAUUACUUGCCUGAGUUCAUUGAUCUCUCUUCUAAGAAGAGGCUGGUUUAUAUUGAUAUUGGAGCAGCGGAUCAUUUAACAACUAGAUCGAACUGGUUUUUCCCUUCCUAUCCAAUCGAGAAGAAAGCUUUUAAUAGCUACUUUGUGCAUCACAACACAUUGGUCUUGACUUCUUACGUCAAAAGUCCUGGUGUAACCUUCAUCUAUCACCCGGGACUAGCAGCAGCGACAAAAUCUGGUACUGGAGAUCAAGAAAAGCCUUUUGUGGAAGAUGAUAGCUUUGAUUUUCUAGAAUGGUUCAAGGAAACGACAAGCUUUGCUGAUUUUGUGGUUCUGAAGAUGAACACAAGCGGCGCCGAGAUGAAGUCUCUCUCUGAGUUGAUAAAUAGCGGUACGAUCUGCUCAGUUGAUGAACUGUUUUUAAACUGCAAAGGGUACAGAGACUGCACCAGUAUCAUAAGGAGUCUCAGAAACAGUGGCGUCUUUGUUCAUCAGUGGUGGGAAGACUAAAGAGCUAAGCUAUAUGAAGCUUAAAAACUAAAACUAUGUUGUUUGAUAAGUUAUUUUGUUUUACUAUGUUUGAUAAAAUCUUUGUCGGUUCUACCUUAAAUAAGCAGUUGCCACCAUGAACCUUUGUGUAUGUUCUUUUCAAUGAAGUUGCUAUGUUUGUGUGUUUCUACUAGUUUUAGUGCUCUGUUUAUU
Messenger RNA from Brassica oleracea var. oleracea, 1122 nucleotides. RefSeq lists its product as uncharacterized. The record is from RefSeq and is a predicted model, not a curated record. Lineage: Eukaryota; Viridiplantae; Streptophyta; Magnoliopsida; Brassicales; Brassicaceae.